UUUGGGUUCCAAGUCCAAAAUGGCAACUGUCAAGGAUCAGCUGAUUCUUAAUGUUCUAAAAGAAGAACAGACCCCCCAGAAUAAGAUUACAGUUGUUGGGGUUGGUGCUGUUGGCAUGGCCUGUGCCAUCAGUAUCUUAAUGAAGGACUUGGCAGAUGAGCUUGCUCUUGUUGAUGUCAUUGAAGACAAAUUGAAGGGAGAGAUGAUGGAUCUCCAACAUGGCAGCCUUUUCCUUAGAACACCAAAAAUUGUCUCUAGCAAAGACUAUAAUGUGACUGCAAACUCCAAGCUGGUUAUUAUCACAGCGGGGGCCCGCCAGCAGGAAGGAGAAAGCCGUCUUAAUUUGGUCCAGCGAAACGUUAACAUCUUUAAGUUCAUCAUUCCCAAUGUUGUAAAAUACAGCCCAAACUGCAAGUUGCUUGUUGUCUCAAAUCCAGUGGAUAUCUUGACCUAUGUGGCUUGGAAGAUAAGUGGCUUUCCCAAAAACCGUGUCAUUGGAAGUGGUUGUAAUCUAGAUUCAGCCCGCUUCCGUUACCUGAUGGGGGAGAGGCUGGGAGUUCACCCAUUAAGCUGUCACGGAUGGGUCCUUGGGGAGCAUGGAGACUCUAGUGUGCCUGUGUGGAGUGGAGUGAAUGUCGCUGGUGUCUCCCUGAAGAAUCUACACCCAGAUUUAGGCACUGAUACAGACAAGGAGCAGUGGAAAGAGGUUCACAAACAGGUGGUUGAGAGUGCUUAUGAAGUGAUCAAACUGAAAGGCUAUACCUCCUGGGCCAUUGGACUCUCUGUGGCAGAUUUGGCAGAAAGCAUGAUGAAGAACCUCAGGCGUGUGCAUCCAGUUUCCACCAUGAUCAAGGGUCUCUAUGGAAUAAAAGACGAUGUCUUCCUUAGUGUUCCUUGCAUCCUGGGACAGAAUGGAAUUUCAGACCUUGUGAAGGUGACUCUAACUCCUGAGGAAGAGGCCCGUUUGAAGAAGAGUGCAGAUACACUUUGGGGGAUCCAAAAAGAGCUGCAAUUUUAAAAUCUGCUACUGUCAUAGCACUUCACUGUCUAGGCUACAACAGGAUUUUAGUUGGAGGUUGUGCAUGUUGUCCUUUUUAUCUGAUCUGUGAUUAAAACAGUUAUAUUAAGAUGGCCCAGGAAAAACAUCAUUGUCCUAAAGUUAAAAAUGAGAAUGGUUUGUAAAACCCUACAGCUGUAUCCUGAUACUGGAUGAACCUUACCCUGUGUAGUCCUAAAUGGAUUAGUGUAAAACAAACAGUUCCGCCACUGCUGAGGCACCACUGCCAAUGCGGCACACGUUGCCCUUUGAACCAGAUGUGUGUUUACUGGUGUUAUAUGACUUCUGCUUCCUUCACCCAACAAUGCCUAGUCCAGCCUUUUCCCAAUCAGUCACAUCCAGGGAUCUAAUGUAUAAAUCCAACACUGCAUGUCCUGUGCAUAACUGUUCUAAAGGAUAUUUUGUGUACUGUAUUUAUCAGUAGUGUACAUUGCCAUAUAAUGUAAAAAGAAAGAUCUAUAUGUAAACAGUGCAACCAACUACCCAAAUGUCAUACCAACUAAACUACCCAAUAAACCUUGAACAGUGA
Molecule: messenger RNA, 1586 nt
Organism: Otolemur garnettii (small-eared galago)
Lineage: Eukaryota; Metazoa; Chordata; Mammalia; Primates; Galagidae
Product: L-lactate dehydrogenase A chain
Exons: 2
Coding region: 20-1018 (332 amino acids)
Biological process (GO): carboxylic acid metabolic process
Cellular component (GO): cytoplasm
Molecular function (GO): L-lactate dehydrogenase (NAD+) activity
Source: RefSeq, a predicted model, not a curated record